ACGCAAAGUCUUCUUGGAGGACUUUCUCGCGUUCGCAGCAUAUGUACUUGAAUUUCAACCAUUUUUAUAUCAAGUUCGAUGAGACUAACCCAUGAAUCUAGGUUCUAUUUACUACGACUCAGUGCCUAGGUUUCCGCCUUAUUCAUGGCACGGGGCUGUUUGUACACCAGUGGGACGUUCGUGUGAGAGACUUAUCUGAGUUUCUUUGGGUUGUUAGCCUUUGUCUUGCAUUUUAUUCGAUCGUAAUAAUGAAUCUGAAGGUCGCCAUACUUCUAGAGUGGAAACGAACAUUUGUUCCAUCCGGAACUCGUGGUUUCUUCUUCUGGACUUGCUAUUUUAUGAUAUUUAUAAACAUCAUAUUUUAUACCUCAGGAUUCAUUGUUGUAAACCUCUCUUGUACUCCACAUAAGAAAAUAUGGGACGAAACAGUCCCCGGAACAUGUUUCGACAGGAAAGCCGUCGAUGUUUCAUCUGCCAGUAUCAAUAUUGCUUCACAUACACUUAUUCUAAUUCUUCCUCAUACUGUUAUAUGGAAACUGAAUAUGACAACACGGAAAAAAAUUAAUGUUUCGUUAGUUUUUACAAUCGGCAUUUUGGCUCUUAUUUCUGGCGUCUUCCGACUGAUAACGACGGUCAAGUACUUCCAGACUCAAGAUGCUACUUAUGCUAUAUCUCGGAUGGCAGUUUGGGGUGCCGCGGAAAUGGUAUUUCUCCUCUUGGUAUUCUGCGCACCUACUUUCCCAAGUGUUUUCCACGAAAUGAAGCUUCUAGCUAGCCCCUUUACAUCAUGGAUGAGAUAUUCCAAGUCGCUGCCUGAUAGUGAUGGCCCAGGUGGAAAAACCCGUUCAAGCCACAAAUUACCAAUUUUCAACCAACUAUCCUAUAAGAGAAUUGAUGAAGGCGGUAUUACUCCUCAGGACUUGGCUUUCCAGAGACGUGCAUCCCUUAACACACCUGUACAAUACCAGGCAUCUUACAAUAACCCACCCAAUGCACCCUUGGAGCUAGAUAUACUUCGGACUAUCUAGGUGAGCAAGCUGGUAGGGGUGUAUUCAAUAAGGCGUAAUAGAACAAAUUUCCUUUUUAAUGUUAUGAGAUUAUGAACUCACAAUGAUGAGGUGUUGGCAAUCUGUAUUUAACAUAGAUAAACCCAACCAGUAUAUUGAAAUCCUUCGGAACAGAUCUCAAAGAAAAA
Molecule: messenger RNA, 1195 nt
Organism: Daldinia caldariorum
Lineage: Eukaryota; Fungi; Ascomycota; Sordariomycetes; Xylariales; Hypoxylaceae
Exons: 5
Coding region: 249-1028 (259 amino acids)
Source: RefSeq, a predicted model, not a curated record